Aspergillus ochraceoroseus IBT 24754 is the source of this 306-nucleotide messenger RNA. RefSeq lists its product as uncharacterized. Bases 1 to 306 code for a protein of 101 amino acids. Lineage: Eukaryota; Fungi; Ascomycota; Eurotiomycetes; Eurotiales; Aspergillaceae. The transcript has 2 exons. The record is from RefSeq and is a predicted model, not a curated record.
AUGUUUCCCAUCCUGGCUCUCUGGUCUUGGAUCCCCCCGGCUCUCCCUUCCCAGCUUCCGGUUGCUAACGAGUCCAAGACCGGGAAUGAGAAUGAGAAUGAGAAUGAGAUUGAGACUGAGAUUAAGACUAUCACGGCUUAUCUUCUGGAUUUCCUUUCUCGUCUAGGUCUGACUUACUAUUCUGGAAUUGGAAGGUCAAGAAGAAAUCACGGCUAUUAUGGAGCCCCUAAGACUUCGUUCGGCUCUCGCGGACUGCUCCGCUGGGACUCCAAUCCCAGACGCCGAAACUUCGGGUUCGUCGUUUGA